Plasmodium adleri (nom. inval.) is the source of this 1248-nucleotide messenger RNA. RefSeq names its product conserved Plasmodium protein, unknown function. The coding region runs from base 1 to 1248 and encodes 415 amino acids. The transcript has a single exon. Lineage: Eukaryota; Apicomplexa; Aconoidasida; Haemosporida; Plasmodiidae. The record is from RefSeq and is a predicted model, not a curated record.
AUGAAGGAUAAGAAAUUAUCGGAGUGGAAGUAUUUAAACCUCUUAAAUUUAAUAAAAAAAAUGGAAAUGUGUCAAAAGGAUUUGUUGGAAUAUCAAAGGAUGGAAAUAAAAAUAGAAAAACAAAAAGAUAAAGAUAAAAAAGAUAAAGAAGAUAAAAAAAAUAAAAAAAAUAAAGAAGAUAAAAAAAACAAAGAAGAUAUACAAAACAUGCCAAAAAAGCCAUACAAUCCAAACAAACAAAAUAUAGAACAGAAAAAAAAAAAAAAGAAGAAAAAGAUAAAGAUAAAGUGCAACAAUGAGACCCAAAAUAAAAACAUUUUAAGAAAAAACAAAAAAAUUAUCAUCCUCAAAAGUAUAAAAAAAAAUAAUUCAAGAAGGGAUAAUCUAACUUUAAGGGAAAAAUUAGAUAAUGAAGAAAAAAAAAAAAAAAUGAAAAAAAAAAAAACGCAAUUCUCUAAAACAUAUUUAAUAAAAAAAAAUAUUACAACAAAUAAAAAUGAUAUGAUGAAUUUAUAUAAUCAUUCUAUGAAUGAUGAUAAAUUUUUUUUAUAUUCCAAAAAAUUCAUAAAAAGAAAAACAAGAAAGACAUUUAAAUCAAAUGAGUAUGUAACAAGUCUUCCUCAUCAUGUAGAUAAUAAAAGAAAAACACAAGAACAAAAUAAUAAUAAUAAUAUAAAUAAUAUUAAUAAUAAUAAUAACAUAUUAUGUACAUCACCUACAAAUAAUAUGUUACCGAUAAAAAAUAAUUCAAACGAUAAAUAUUUUAAAUUAUUAAAAAAAAAAAAAAAAAAAAUAUAUAUACAUAUGAAUCCUAAAAUGUCACAAAAGAAACAUAAUAUUACUAUUGACAAUUCAUCUAAACAAAAAAAUGAAAUGAAAAACAAAAAAAAAAUUAAUUUGAAAACACAAAGGAAAAAAAAAUAUGUACCUAAUUCUUUCUAUCGUAUGAACGAAAAGAAAUUAUAUCAAAACGAUAAGAAAAAAUAUGGAAAAAUUAAGAUUAACAAAAAUUCUCUUUACAAAAUAAAAUAUGUAAAAUGUAAUAGGAAUAAUAAAAUAUCAAAAAAUAAAAUUUUUUUUCAUAAUACAGAUAAUCAUAAGAAGGCAUCAAAAGAUGAACAUAUAAAACUUAAAACAUGCAGAGCUCUUUUGAACGCCUUAAAUCGUACAAGUUGUAUAAUUUUUACAAAGAAAAAGAAAAGAGAAAAAAAUAAACAAAAAAAAAAAAAAUUAUAUAAAUAUAAAUAA